GUACAGUCUCAGGAGAGAUUGAUAGAUGAGCUCAGAGUUAAACUAGAAGCCUCCAAAGGAAGCAGUCCAACAGCGAAUAAUGAUGAUAGGAUCACCGAGCUUGAAAAUAAGCUGAGGGAACUCGAGAAUAAGUCCAAGGCCGAGUCGGAAGCAUCAGCAACAAGCACGGCGCACUUGAGGGAUGAGCUCACCAUACGGGAGGGGGAGAUUGAGAGUCUUAGGAAAGCUGUAGAGAUGGCUACAAAUGAAAAUGUCGAAUUGCGACGGCUAGCUGAGAAUACUGAAGCUGAUCGAUGCCAACGAGAGGAGUCCGAUGAGGGGGUCCAAGCUUUGAAAGAGAGGAUCAUCGAGGCUGAGGGGAUCAUAGGAAACCUAAAGGAACGGAUCAAAGGACAGGAAGAGGAGCUGGAACAGCGAAGGAUCGGACUCCAGAAGGUGGAGGCACGAGUGACAGAGCUAUCGUUAGCUAACUCGAAGCUGGAGGAAGCCGCUGCGGUAGCUGCUGAGGCUCAUGAUCGUGAUCUACAGAGAGUAGCCUUGGAGAAGGUUGCUGAGAUAGAGUUGAAGGAUGAGGAGUUGCGGAGCACCAAUGAGGAAAUACAGCGACAUGAGGAGGAGAUGAAGGCUAUCAAGGCUCAGCUAUCACAUGGCCUUAAGGUCGAGAAGGAGUUAUUGAACACUAGAGCAGCUCUCCAGGAGUUGAGGACGAUCCGGGACCAACAAGCAAACGAGCUUGUAUCGAGAGAGAAGAUUAUUGCAGCUCAUGCAGAGGAGAUGUCAAGACUAUCAAAGGAAUCACUUGAUUUGAACAAACGUAUUGAAGACCAGGACAGGAGUGAAUCGGAGUUACACGUGAUGUAUCAACAAGUCAAGAGUGAGUACGGUAAACAGCUCGAAGAAACUGAGGACCUCCGUGGGAGGGCUGAAGAACAACGGAUGGCCCUUGCUGAUGCUGAGGCGAAGCUCAAGGAGUCUACUCAAUCUGUGGAGGAUCUCAGAGCCUCUCUGGAUGGGAAGGAGGCCGAGAUAGCUGAUCUAAAGCAAGCCAUCGGGGAACUGACUACCGGACAAGCUGCUGAUGCUGCUGUAUGGUUCAGAUCGCAUAUGGAAAGGGAGAUUGCGGUAUUGAAGGCUAGGGGGAAGAAGAUAGACCUCGCUAAGAAUGAUGAGUUGGAUAAGCUACGACUGGCAUUAGAAGCUACGCAUGCCUCGGAGAAGGCUCAGAUGCAGGCAAGCAUCGUCAAGCUCGAAGAGGCGCUCACAGACCUUCAGACACAGUAUGACGCAACGACAGAUGAACUCCAUACAUUACG
Perkinsus marinus ATCC 50983 is the source of this 1313-nucleotide messenger RNA. Its product is annotated as liver stage antigen-1, putative. Lineage: Eukaryota; Perkinsozoa; Perkinsida; Perkinsidae. The transcript has 10 exons. The record is from RefSeq and is a predicted model, not a curated record. The annotation marks the transcript as partial.